Molecule: messenger RNA, 2450 nt
Organism: Nymphaea colorata (pocket water lily)
Lineage: Eukaryota; Viridiplantae; Streptophyta; Magnoliopsida; Nymphaeales; Nymphaeaceae
Product: putative E3 ubiquitin-protein ligase SINA-like 6
Exons: 2
Coding region: 700-993 (97 amino acids)
Molecular function (GO): zinc ion binding
Source: RefSeq, a predicted model, not a curated record
CUCUGUUUGAAUGGAUAUUAGCUAUUUGGUGAAUCUUGAAUCCUUGAUAGUGAAUGGGUUCUAUUUUCAAAAAGAUAAUUAUUUUUCUCUCCUUCCUCGUUUAGUCGUCAAACAUCUAAAAAAUUUUUGUAAACUAUUUCUAACGCAUCCAACACACCUCAUUUUAAGAUUUUCUGAAAUUCCCUCUCUUCCACCUUUUGUCAAGAAAAUCUCCAAGCCAGGAGUGCGAUCAAACACUACAUAAGAAAGAUUUCAUCCUCACCUGUCAAAGCUGAUUUUUCUUUUUCAAAACAAGCCAAAGCGAUGAAAAGAGAAACCAACAAAAUAAGCCUUUUCGCCGGAAAAGUUUACCAUUUUCGCGAGUUACUGGUUAUCGUUAUUUUUCUCUUCGGAAAAUCGCACGUACGCACCCACGCUUGGCCUGGACAACAGCAGCGCCAACCCUCCAACGCCCACCGUCCUCUCUGAGAUUGGACACUUCGACGUCUAGGAUCGUUUUUUUUUUUAGGGAGAGAAAAGGAAAGGCGAUGUGUGAGGUACGCAACCUGCAGGCUGUGUGGCGGUCCGAUCGAACGAGUCGGUGGACUGGUUUCCCGGCGGCGGCGGUACCGAGGCUUCUCUUUUGCUCGUUGCUUUGCGGUGGGCCUGCGCAUCAGAAUUUCCGGAAUUGCAGGUGCCCGCCAGAAAUUGGCCUGCAGCAUGGCGAAGUUCUCGGUAGGCGACGAGGAGGAAGCAGGCCCCAGCACGAACGACGGCGUUGAUGAUAUUCCCGAUAGGAAACGUCGAAGGACCGGGGAAACAUCUGCUGAUGGUGAGGAAUGCGGCGACGUUAAGGAUGCUGGUGGUGGAGAUGCCGAUAAAAUUGCAGAACGUGGUGAAGGAAGGGGGGCCAAUAGGCUCAUCUCCGUCGCCAUAGACCCUGACCUUCUCGAUUGCCCCAUUUGUAUGGAGCCGUUGGCUCCACCCAUUUACCAGGAAUUUGGUCUCAGGUGACCGUAGUCAUAAUUAUGUUGGGGUUGUGGCAGAGCUUGUUUUUGUGGUAGUUGCUGGCAAAUUUUCUCAAAGAGACAAAUUACUAGUGAACGUCCAGUUGGUACAUGGACAACAGAGAAGGUUCUGGUUUUUUGUUCCAGAGAAGCUUCUGAUUAUUUGUUCCAGAUCACUUGAGAUUACUUACCUGCUGUUUCUUUAUCUCAUAUGAAAAUUUUUUAAUUUGUUAUUGGUAUUUGUAUAAAAAUAUGAGAAAAUGUUUCUGUUUCCAGAUGUAUUUUGUGCUUGUCAUGCAUUGGUUGUUCGAACUAGUACAGUCAGCAAGAAACAUAGACUUUAAGGACGAUACGUUUGUUAUGCUAUGUGCUUUGUUUUAAAAUUGAUCCUUCAGCCUGAAAUUUAUGGUGAAUUGCACAUUAUCUCUCAACGAUCACCAAUUUGAAAUGGUACUUGGCAUGUGAAGAACAUUGGCUUAUCACUUAUGCACACAAACAGAUGCAGAUGACAUGUACACCUCCAUAGCACAAAGAGAUCUGUUUGAAGCCACUUCUUCCGAAAACUGAAGUGCACUGUCAGAUCAUAAAGCCUCUAAAGAUUAUACAUACUCCAUUUGAUGAACCUACUGCCUUGAGUUAGGACAAGCCCAUCAAAGCCUAGCAGGUCGCCAGAACAUAAUUUGUGUGCUCUCUUGAUCUGAUUAUCACGUCCAGGUAAGUCAUAAGGGAAUUUUCCAGCAUUACUUCCAUAUUUUCCGAGUUUUACAAAUUGGCAAUAUCCUUGCUUUAGUAUUACACUGGGUAAUAUGUGAUAUUCCAAGCACCAGUAUGUGUAAACACUGAAAGUAAUAAGAUGCUGGACGGCAACGGUUUCCUUAGAAGUAUCUGAAUAAUCUGGUAUUUCUGUCUGAAGAGCAUUUGUAUGCCACCUUAGGGGAUGGCUCUGUUAUAUGAUCAGUUGAUCAUUUUUGUGGUCUGAAGACAAGAUUUGAAUACGUAUAGACAAAAUAACUUGCAUUCAAGAUCUAUAAGCUUGAACGUGAAGUAUUUAUAAGAUCUUUUAAGAUAUUUUGAAUGAGGAAAAUCCUUAGGGUAUCAAGAUCAUGCAAGGAGGUUAUGCUUUAGUGAUGGAGCCAGAAAUUUCUGGGUAAGGGUCAGUAAUAGUUUAAAUUUCAAACUUUAACAGACACUUAUAAAAAUUAAGGAGGUAGCCCUGUAUAAAUAAGACAAUUUCUGUGGCUGGUGUAAGCAAUGGUCCACUCAGCCCACACCUGACUCUGCUACUGUUUUGUCUCAAUGGCACAUUGCCUGUCAACAUGCAGUGACUGCUUUCAAUACAGUCCUUUUUCCAUCUACUCUUAAAUUCUUCUUGCUUAGCUAGAUCUGCUGUGCAGUGUUGGAAUGGGCAUAUCACCUGCUCCUCGUGCUGCUUGAAGCUCAAGAAGAAAUGUCACACUUGCUUUG